Molecule: messenger RNA, 8298 nt
Organism: Oncorhynchus mykiss (rainbow trout)
Lineage: Eukaryota; Metazoa; Chordata; Actinopteri; Salmoniformes; Salmonidae
Product: BCL-6 corepressor
Biological process (GO): negative regulation of transcription by RNA polymerase II
Cellular component (GO): nucleus
Molecular function (GO): transcription corepressor activity; protein binding
Source: RefSeq, a predicted model, not a curated record
CCUGAGCCUCCCGUUAAGCUACGGCGUCAUCCCCCAGUCAAUUUCUACCCUUCAUUUAUUUUUUUCCCCUUUUACCGUUCACUGCCACCCUCCCCCUCUUCUCGCUAGUGUUUUGUUUUACACGCCCGCCCCAGCGCGCGGUGUAUGUGCAGGAGGUUUAUGGUAAUUGCGGUCUCCCGACUGGCCUUCUGGGUAGAGUCUGCGCGAUUGAGAGAGCCGCUCGCGGUACAGCAAUCCACUCCGCUCCGCUUGCCCUGUUCGGCGUCUUCAGCAACUCGGCACGAAAGGAGCUACCAGGAACUUUCAGAGAAAAACUACGGAAAGAUAUACAUUCCCGACCUUUUUUCCCAAUAUCGACGGAGAUAAAUGGUAUAUUUUCGGAAUAGACUGGGAUUGACGAGAUUGGAAGUAAGAGCUUUGAAACGGCAUGCUCUGAUAAAACCCAACAUGGCGCUGCGAGAUACGACCGAGCUGAAUGCAUUUCUGGAGUCCGCGGACCUUACCACCUGUAUCCUUGCGCACUGCUAAACUGUACGUUACCAGCCACUGGGACGUUCUAUAAAGGAUGAUUGGAAACCUUAUUUCUAGGGAUUUGUCACACUAAGUCGAUUUUGACGGUUUUUCUCUCGUCUGUAAACAUAUUGACAUUUCACUGUGAAAAAGUGUUGUGCGAGUGUAAAGGAAACACUAUAACAUAUGGUUUAAUUGACUGACAAGUAAAUAACCCGUUAGACACACUUCUGAAUAUUUAUAUCCAACGGUUUGAAUAUUCACUGGCCCGAGAUGUCUAUGAUUUUAUAACGGAAUCGUAACCUCCACGCACGAAUAUUUGCUCAGAGCCGUGAACAACUUGGAAAAACGGGAAAAGGAAAGUUGGAAAUAGAGGAUAUUGACCAGAGCGCUGGUCGUUUGGAGGUGUUUUAAGAUGGACUGUCCCAUGAGGGGAUGACAUGCUCUCUGCUACACAGAUGUACGGAACGGUUCCCCCAUGGAUGAGUCACGAGAGAGCCCAAAUGUAUGGGAUGGUCAUGGAGGAGAGGAGAGUACCUGUUAGUGAUGCGGGGACCCAGAGAAACCUGGAUUUAAGAGAAGGCAACCACAUCACACAAAGCAUGGUGGAUGCCAGGCUAACGCCCCUUGCCGCCAUGGGGCUGGACCGCAAUGCCUUGAUGCGGGACGGCCUCCGCCUGCAUGGCAGCGUAGUCUACCCAGGGAUCCGAGCGCUGUCAGCCGAGAAGCCCCACGAGGGGUCCACCACCCUCCCCCUCGGCUACAACCGGGACGGCCUUCCAGACCUCCUCUACAAGCCUGACGUUUCCAUGGACCGGAGCAAGCCUACCAAUGGCUACCUGGACCUGUACAAGAGUCCUCCACCAAGCCUCCAUAGGGGACCAGAAGGGCUGGACAGGAGAGGUGUGGGACCUGGGGGGGAGAAGCCCUCAGAGCUGGGUCUGGGGGGUGCUGGUGCAGGAGCAGGCGGGUACCUGCGUCUGCCCUGGGGGCUGAGUCGGGGGCUGUACCCCGAGGCGGGCAUCUACCCCUAUAUGGACUCUUCCAAGUAUGCGGCCCUCAGCAUGUACAAGGCCCAGUUCCUCAACCAGCCCAGCCCCUACCUGCCCCAGCACCUGGCCUACCAGUCCCUCUGUGCCUCCCAGGGGGGGAACAUGAACCCUGCUGCUGCCUCCGCCGCCGAGAGGCUCUACUACAUGCCCCCCUACCCCCCGUCCCCCAUCUCCUCCCCCCUGGUGGGGUCUCCCAUGAGGAUCCCAGCGGUGUCGGUGGCCCCCACCUCCAUUGUGCACUGCCAGGAGAAAGGAUUGAGUGUCGGGUCUCGUGUCCACCACGAGGGGUCUCCGUUUGGGCAGCAGCUUCACCAGCCACCCCCUCCGCCCCAGCACCUUCUACCCCCCCACACAGACAGAGACAGAGACAGAUCCCCCAGCAAAAGCAAUAAGCCCAGUAGACCCCCCUCCAACAAAGGAGCCAGUAACAGCAGUGGUAGUAGUAGUAGUAGUAGUGGUGGUAGCAGUGGUGGGAGUAAUACUAAUAGUAGUAGCCUUCCUAUUGAUUCCUCCCCUCGCGCCUCUUCUCGCCUCCCCCAGCCUGCUCCUCCCCUGCCUCCCCCUCACAUAGACAACACCAUAGACCUACAGAGGGCAGUCUCUAGAAUAGUACCAUUAUCUUCCUCCUCUUGUUCUUCUUCCUCUUCCCAGACGAUACCUCACUCGUUCUAUGUGAGCAGCAUGGCUUCAGAGCACCCAUCCCCUGCCCGGCCCAGCCCCCACAAACCCAGACCCAGAGAUGGGGUGUCGGAUCACAGGGCUGGGGGAUGUGAGAAGAGACCCAGUCAGUGCCCUUCUAAACCAUCCUCUGAGCGGCCAGCCCCACUGAACCAGCCCCUGACUACCAAAGACCCAGCAGACCCAAAGCCUCUCGACCUCUCUGGAAGAUGGUUGGAGUUAGGCCUGUCUCCUAACAGCUUCCCUGUGAAGAUGGAGGCUCUGGGGUCCCCAGGGCCUCGGUACGGACCUCUCCCCAGCCGGGAGCUCCUGAAAGAGACCCUCUCUCUCUCACCCCCCUCCCUACCCUCCCACUCCCUCUCAGUGGUCAGCAGCACAUCCUCUAAAGCCCCAGAGAGGCCGGAGAUGAUCAGCACUUUGCACUCCUCCUGGGUGGUGCCCACCCUUACACCCACCUACACCAUUGUGUCCACCCACGCACACCCCCACCCCCCAGCCCUGUCCCCAUCCCCCAGGCCCAGCCCAGACACCCAAGGGAAUGGCUCCUCUCCAUCUGUCAUCAAACACAAGGCUCUGGAGAGAGUCCUGCCCCAGCAACGCAGUCCAUCCUGCCCCAGGGUAGGAGAGACAAAUACUACCCCAAUACCUUCCAAUCUCAAUCCCCCCUCCACAAUACCCUUGUCCCCCAAACCCAAUAAUGAUUGGCCCAAACACAGCCCCAGCCCAUCAGAAAGUUCCCCCAUGGCCAGCCAUCAUAGGAACUCCACAGAGAAGCCCCCCAAAGCCACCAAGAGGGCUGAGACAUCCCGGGAGGUGUCUCCAUAUAAUAAACGUCAGUGUCUAGAGAAUUCCAAUGGGCACCCACCCAGCCAUCUCUACCUGCCCCAGAGCGAGGCCUACCUACCUCACAGCAUGGUGUAUGCCAACCGAUACCUGCACUACUCUGUACCCGACGGCAUGGCCCUCCACUCUCUCCCUCUGCCAGGGAAGGGCCCUGCCUACCCUCCCCCCAUCCUGCUUGGCAGUAACAGCCUUUACCCCUCCCACCUGGCAGCCAAACACCCCUUACCAUACCACAGCUACCCUGGGGAGUACCUCACGUACAACUCCCAGGAGAUGGCCCACCCUCUGAUGCACACACACACAGACUCUAAAGCCCUGGAGCGGGCAGAUCAGCGGCCCAAGUCCCGUGGCCAGGGCCAGGACAAACCUAGGGGACUCAAAGAGGAUUUUGAUGGGUCCCACAGGGGCCGGAGUGAUGUGGAGACAGGGGAGGGGUCCCAUGUGAAGCGCAAUAAAGAUGCAGGGGAGUGGGGAGGGAGCCAGCCCAGACCCCUCUCCUCCUCCAGCACCAGUAUCUCUUCCAAAGAUAGAAUCGUCUGCAUUGACCUCGUACACUCCGACACAGAUGGAGAGUCCACGCCGGCCGCCAACAAGCCGCCACUCCCUGUCAUUGUUCCCAUCACCAGGGGCAACCAACACCUGUGUGGCCAUGGCGACCAAAGCAUGAGGGAAGUGGAGCGAGAGCCAGAACACCAACUGCAUCAUCAUCAUCAUCUUCAUCACCACCCCAGCCCAAGCUCCACCCUGAGAACCUCCCACACAGACAGACAACCAGAGACCCUCUGUAUGAGACCCAGGCCCCUCCAGGAGACGGGCUGUACGGGUUUGGCCUCUAGCCCACCUCAGGGCUCCCCAGGACUGGUUACUCGGGCCGAGGAGAGCCGUGAGGGCCAGAGCCCUUCCUCAGACCCAAGGGACCAGGGGGAGCAGGGCAAAAGCACCCUGCGCUGUGCCCGCACAUCUGGGGACCGCAAGACAAGAGACCGGACUCUUGGCGAUUGUGACCGCACCGCAGUAGACCGUACAACUGGCGAUAGUGGCCGCAUGCCUGGCGACCGCACGUCUAGAGAGGAGAGAGAAGAGAUGGACAGACGAUCCUCCUCCCACCCCAUCCAUCGCUACAUGGACCUGGGGAAGGAAAGAGAAAGAGAAGGAGGGAGCGUUGAAGACACAGAGGAGUCACAUGGAGAGGGGGAUGAGGACGAAGAGGGUGGACGAAGAGGCUCACGGAGGACCAGUCUGACCAAGAGGAUCGCUAACUCUUCAGGCUACGUCGGCGACCGCAUCAAAUGUGUCACAACCGAGCUGUAUGCAGACUCUAGCAAGCUGAGUCGGGAACAGCGCGCCCUGCAGAUGGAAGUCAUAUCACGAGAGGAGAGUAAUAUAAGUCGCCCUGCAGCUAACUGGGAGCGGGCGAUGAUGCGGUUCUCGGAGCUGGAGCUGAAGGAGAAGGAGUGCGGGGGUGUGUGUGUGUCUGCGUCGGCAGCGGUAGCAGGACAGGAGUUGGCAGACCGCCAGCGGAGAGAAAGAGAGUGGGAACACUGCCAACACACCGCCAGGCAGGGAGAGAGGGAGGGUGGAAGGCAGGACUAUGGGAACAACAGAGUCCCAGUCCUCCAGAGGAGUGGGGGCCAGAGGGAGAGCCUGUACACAGGGCAGGAGGCCUGGGAGGGGGCUAGAGAUGGUGCCAGAGAGGGUGAGGGUUGGCGAUGUUCACCCCCAGUCCUGGCACUGGCAGACCGGCACCUUCAGGAGAAGGGUGGGCAGGGCAUGGUACCCAUUAGGAAACACACACACAGCCUACAGAAGGGAGAGGAGGAAGGAGAAAAGAGCUCAGAGAAGGCCAGAAUGACUUCAGAUGCGUGCGUGCUGUGGGGCAGUGAGCAACCUACGGCUCCUACUACUAAUGAUGAUGAUGAUGAUGAAGAGGUGAGGAAGCUGAAGGUGUGUAUCGAGCUGAAGGGGCUCCGCCUCCGCAAGCCCACCUCUUCCUCCCCCGAGAGGCCAGAGGUCAAAGAGGAGAGGACAUGGUUAUCACAUCACAGCCCCUCCUUCCUGCCCCGGACCCUCCCCCCGACCCCAACCUGGAACCCAGCCCAUGCUCCGCCCCCUCGGGACAGGAAGUUCAAGGUUGAUUCGGAAGUGAAACCUCUGUCACAGAAGCCAGAGAUCACAAAGAGCUGGGCCAGAGAGAUGCUGGCUAAUGGAGACGCUAAACGAGUUGGACUGCUCCCUUCAACCCAGCAGAGGGACAGAUCUGCCCCCCAGGGGCCCCUCGUGGGGCAAGGAUGUGACUGGGGAUCCAAGGAGCCUAGGAGAGGAGGGCUGGGGGUGAAAACUGAGGGUCAGUGCCUCCCCCCCUCAGCCCCUGAGCCCCCCACCAAAGACACUGCCUCUCUCAAGCCCCGUCGUCAUAGCGACACGGACAAACCCAAGGGCAAGCGGCCGUGCAAGACAAAACACAUCAGCCAAAGAGAGAGGGAGCGGAGGAGAGAGCUGCUGAACGGCGGCAACAACCAGCAUGGAAGCACUGAUCUGGGAGCAGCUUUGGAGGACAAGGUCAGUGAGCAGUGUGCUCGGAGGAAGAGACCCUCUUCGCCCCUCCAUUACCUCGGUUCUCCGGUCAAGCCCUGUUCCCGCUCAACGCGGCCCCCUUCCGUACCCCCUCAGGUGAACGGCUCUGGGACUGUCCCACCGGAUGGAGCAGGGGUGAGGAGGGCCCCGCCUGCUGAGCCUCCCGUGGUGCGGCCCAUCCCCCCAGAGGCGCGGAGACUAAUUGUCAAUAAGAACGCUGGAGAGACGCUGUUACAGAGAGCAGCACGGCUCGGAUACGAGGAGGUGGUGCUGUACUGUGUGGAGAACCGUGUGUGUGAGGUGAACCACAGGGACUACGCAGGCUACUGUGCCCUCCACGAGGCCUGCGCCCGCGGCUGGAUCUCUAUAGUCAUACACCUGCUGGAGCAUGGGGCCGACAUCAACUGCAGCGCACAGGAUGGCACCAGGCCUCUGCAUGACGCGGUGGAGAAUGACCAUCUGGACGUAGUGCGUGUGUUGCUGUCCUACGGGGCUGACCCUACUCUAGCCACCUACUCCGGCCGCGGUCUGCUCAAGAUGACCCACAGCGACAGCAUGGAGCGAUUCCUCACUGAUUAUUUUGCUGACCUGCAGGGCCGCUCUAAUGAUGACCCAGAAAUCUAUUGGGAAUUCUAUGGCAGCGCUGUGUGUGAGUCGUUAGAGGAGGGCAAUGUGUGUGACGUACUGGCGGACCCCCCAGGGCCGGAGGACAAGGACAGGAGGGAGCUCUUUGAGUUUGAGUUCUCCGACCAACCUCUCCUCCCCUGCUACAACAUUCAGGUGUCCCUGUCGCAGGGGCCCAGGAACUGGCUUCUCCUCUCAGAUGUUCUCCGGCGGCUGCGAAUGUCUGCCCGUUCCUUCCGCUCCUCCUUCCCCCACAUGGAGGUGGUGACGAUGGCCGAGGCAGAGUUUUACCGCCAGGCAUCUCUCUCCCAGCUCUUCUCCUGCCCAGACGAGCUGGAGGGCUUCCAGCCUGACAGCAAGGAGCUGCUGGACCUGGUGGAGGGGAGUGCUGAACUGGCCGCUCUGCUGGGUUCUAAUCUAGAGUGCCUCGACGACCGCUGGGACGAACCCCCGGAGGCUAACGCUAAUGUUGAUGAAAAGGCUAAUGUCAAUGGGAAGAUUAGGGCUAUGGCUAAUGCUAACAGUAACGUUAACGCUAAGGUCAAUGGGAACAUUAGGGCUAUGGCUAAAGGUAACAUUAGCGCUAAGACUAAUGGUAGCACUCAUGUUAAAGCUAAGGCUAACGCUAACAGAAGGUCGUGACCUGAACUUUGACCCUGAAUUCUGAAUCCCUGCUCUACAGUGGGGGGUUAAAAUGGGUGAAUGAAUAAGACCACCGCCCUGAGAUCUGAGAUUGAACUCCUGCUCUGUACCUGUGUGCUGGACAGACAGAGCAGCAGAGACUGAAUAUGUAUGUCCAUCAAGCGAAGAUGGAGAGACGACUGUAACUUAACAAUGGUCUUAUUUUUUAUAAAUGUAUUAAUAUAUGUAUAAAUAUAUAAAUAUAUCUGGAAAUGUUUUCUCAAUUUCUAUCCUUCAAAGUGUGGUUGUGUUGUCAUGAAUGAAAGGUUGUGUACAGAGGCGUCAUGCCCAUGUCACAGAGGCACGUUCCCUCUCAGAUUUGUCCUGUUGUGAAAAAAUAAAUCCAAAUUGCAAUAUAUUUUUUUUGUAUUAUUAUAUAUUUUUUAUGUAACACUAGCCACUUGGUUGUUUUAUGAAGUUGGUUUUAGCUAGCCCAAAUAGGUUCCCAAUCUACCAACCUUAUUACUCACUAACUAGAAGCCAUAGCUAGCUUGUCUAACUAUUUUAGCUAGCAUGCCUGCUGGCACCGUUGGUAGACUUUAGAAAAGCAAACAAUAACUAAAUGUACUGAAUAAGACUCACAUUCCUUUCAAUCUUUUAACAAGAUUUAAUCAGAGAUGCAGAGAAGCAUAUAUAGUUUCUUUGAAAAAAGAACCGCCAGUCAGGAGGAUAUGCCGCAAAAAAAUAUACUUUUUUUUAGUCUUUAUUUAAAAAAAAGACUGUUUCGGGUGUUUGAAAAAUGCUUCAUUCUCCAACUUCAGGAUAGGGGGGCCUAGCCCACCUCCAAACCAACCCCCAACCAAUCCUCACUCACUUUGUGCCCCCUCAGAUAUUUGGGGUGCAUGACGCCCCUGUUUGUGUGUGUACAGUAUGUGUGUUAAACAGUACAUUAUGUGUGUGUGUCAGUUUAUACGGCAGUGUGUGUACAGUCUGAGCACUGAGGCUGCGCUUUUGAAUGUGACAUUUUGUGUUGAUAGGAAGCACACGUUGACGAUCUCUUCUAAUAGUUUUUUGGUCUGCUCAGACAGACUUACCGCCCUCUUCACCCUCAGGGGCUGUUUUGAACCUGUGUUCAAUCUGCUUCUCAUUUAGUCUCUAAGUUCACUUGCUAAACUGCAGAGAGAUGUGUUUUUGUAUAAUAGGAACGUUUUAAAGAUGAUGAGAAGAUAUUCGGCAUCUUGUACAUAACAGGGUGGCGAUUGCAGUACAGUAUCAAUUUUACUGUUUGAUGGGUCUUUUUUUUUGGUUUCAACUUUGCAAUUAAAAUAUCUCAUUUGUAUUUAUAUUUUACAAAAAAAAUUGCUUUAAAAUAAAUCUUAAAAACUGCAAGAGAAAG